AAACCUUCAGUCAGGCAUCGAUAUAUUGGUUUAGGUUUUAGGGUUUCUUCGCUUGUUGUGGUGAACCAGUUGUAGCUGCCGCUGUCACUUCCCCGCUCCCAUCUCACCGAAGCUCUCCCAUCGACGACAAUGGUUGCCGCCAAGAAGACCAAGAAGACUCAUGAGAGCAUUAACAACAGAUUGGCUCUCGUUAUGAAGAGUGGGAAAUACACUUUGGGUUACAAAACUGUUCUCAAGUCUCUUAGAAGCUCCAAAGGUAAGUUGAUUAUCAUUGCCAACAACUGCCCUCCUCUUAGGAAGUCGGAGAUUGAGUAUUAUGCCAUGUUGUGCAAGGUUGGAGUUCACCACUACAAUGGAAACAACGUAGACUUGGGCACUGCUUGCGGCAAAUACUUUAGAGUGUGCUGCCUCAGCAUUAUUGACCCUGGAGACUCUGAUAUUAUAAAGAGCAUGCCCGGUGAUCACUAAGCUAUGGGGGGAUAACUUCCUAGGUGCUGAUUUAGUUUCAAUUUUUGGGUGUCUAAAAACAUUGUUGAUGUUAAAGACAAACUUAUUCUGAAAUUCAGAACUUUGUUUGUAGUGUUUGUGGGACAGAGAUGUUAUUGGCCCAUGUAUUAGUGAAUUUUUGGAGUGGAUUUCGUUUAAAAA
Gossypium arboreum is the source of this 648-nucleotide messenger RNA. RefSeq names its product 60S ribosomal protein L30. The transcript has 5 exons. Bases 130 to 468 code for a protein of 112 amino acids. The record is from RefSeq and is a predicted model, not a curated record. Gene Ontology annotation, cellular component: cytosolic large ribosomal subunit. Gene Ontology annotation, molecular function: structural constituent of ribosome; RNA binding. NCBI's taxonomy places the organism in Eukaryota, Viridiplantae, Streptophyta, Magnoliopsida, Malvales, Malvaceae.